CCUGGCCUCGGGGUACACCCCCGUGUCCGUGUGGUGCAGCCCGGUGAGGCGCGAGUGGGGCGAGGGUUCCCAGACAGGGCAGAACUCUGUGGACUUGCAUCCAGGGUCUGAUCUCGGAGGUUCCCAGGAUGCCUGGUCCGGGGAAGUCCCGGCAAGACUUCACGCGAUGGAAGAAGAAGAAGCAGCCUGUGCGCCGAACGGUCAGCCAGAUCUGCCCGCCGCCCCGACGGCCGCUGACGGUGGCGGACAUCCGCCCGGGCAUGGAGAACCAGAGGCUGGGGGUCGUGCGUGACUCCAUGUUUCAGAACCCGCUCAUCGUCAAGGCAGAGCUCGGCAAGCCCCGGGAGAGAAGCUGCAGCCUGCCUGGCAUCAACUUCAAUUAUGGACUCUACAUCCGGGGGCUAGAUGGAGGAGUCCCUGAAGCCAUUGGACAUUGGAAUGUGUUUAAGCAGCAACCCACCUGCCCCCACGAGCUGACCCGGAACUAUAUUGCCAUGAACCGAGGGGCUGUCAAAGCUGGCUUGGUGACUGCCAGGGAAAAUAUGCUCUAUCGUGAACUUAAUGACAUCCGAAUCAACGACCAGGAAGACCGACGACAGAAAGAGCCACCCUCUGCCCCUCCCAAUGUGACCUUUGGGAUCCGUUCACGGCCAUCCACACCCUUCUUUGACCUUUUACAACAUCGGUACCAGCAGCUGUGGGUACAGGAACAGAAGGCCACUCAGCAAGCCAUCAAACUGGAGAAGAAACAGAAGGUGAUCCUGGGAAAGCUGUAUGAGACAAGGAGCAGUCAGUUGAGGAAGUACAAGCCGCCCGUGAAGUUGGAUGCUCUCUGGCACAUGCCUCACUUCCAGAAGGUGGGGCCCCAUCUUGCUACAUUCCCCACUGAGGCUGAUCGACAGCAAGCUCUUAAGGCCCACCAGGAAGAGUACGCUGUGCGCCAGGGCACCCUGAGGAUGGGCAACUAUACUCACCCUUAACCCUGCCCCACAGAGGGAGCCUUCUUGAUGCAGUAGAAAAAUCCCCAAAGAAUUCAUAUUUUACUCCCAAACCCCAGGAAGACACUCCCACAUUUUGACACAGCUCUUUCCCACAGGGACCUCAGAUUCUUAGGCUACUUAUUUUUUAUAAGAACCCAAGCCCCGCUUCUGUCUUGUCUUAGCCCCAAUUUCCCUCUGCCUAGGGAGCCACCAUCCUCCUCACUCCCCUCCACUUCUUCCUUUCCUCUUUCCCCUCUCUCUCUUCCGUGUCUCCUUCCAUCUUCGCCUCCUCGUCCUUUUCCAGGAGACCCCCUCUGCCUCUUUGCAAGCCUUACUUUACAAGAUAAACCAAAAUUACAAGGAAGUAUUAAAAUAAAUCGAUCAAUCCAGGCUAUGAGUCAAUUUCACAGCCCUGUCUAGCAGGCACCAAGAAGGACCUGUGUGUUUCCUACAGAAAGUGGAACCCCGCAGGCUUUGAAAGCCCUCAUUUCAUAUUCCAAACAUGACUCUUAAUUGCCCUUCUGGGGAUGUCUGGGGUCUCGACAUGGAGGGAUUCUCUCUCUGGGACCCCUGACAGCAGGAAGAGCCUGCGGUUCAUUACUCAGGGCCGGCCCCGCCCUCAGUGUUGUGGACCUGUCAAUCACACAGACCAGCAUGGUCUUAAGACUACCUGGAUGUUGCUCAUCCCU
Molecule: messenger RNA, 1669 nt
Organism: Phodopus roborovskii (desert hamster)
Lineage: Eukaryota; Metazoa; Chordata; Mammalia; Rodentia; Cricetidae
Gene: Cfap77
Product: cilia and flagella associated protein 77
Exons: 6
Coding region: 129-980 (283 amino acids)
Source: RefSeq, a predicted model, not a curated record